Molecule: messenger RNA, 5738 nt
Organism: Perca flavescens (yellow perch)
Lineage: Eukaryota; Metazoa; Chordata; Actinopteri; Perciformes; Percidae
Gene: gpam
Product: glycerol-3-phosphate acyltransferase, mitochondrial
Exons: 21
Coding region: 326-2827 (833 amino acids)
Biological process (GO): triglyceride biosynthetic process; glycerol-3-phosphate metabolic process; fatty acid metabolic process
Cellular component (GO): plasma membrane; mitochondrial membrane
Molecular function (GO): glycerol-3-phosphate O-acyltransferase activity
Source: RefSeq, a predicted model, not a curated record
ACGUUUUUCUCCCAUCCCGAAAUGCUAUGUGGAGUAGCCAGACCCUCCUCCACUCCGCAGUGUGUGGAUGGCCUGGCUAAGCGAGAUUGAAAUAACAGUGCUCCUGUCUCCUGUGACACAUUUCUGUCUGUCAGAGCUGUGCCGUCCGUUCUUUGGAGGAGAGUGGAGCUCUUGUGGGGAGACACAAGGGCACUAAAGAGCCCAACGGCUGGAUGCAGUUUUGUCGACGAGUUCAUUUUUGAGAUAUGAGUCAGCGUCACAAAAUAUUCAAGCUUGCCAGCUAGUGGUGUGUGAUCUGGAGGGAGAGGAAAGGACAGCAGAGAACAUGGAGCUGUCAGAUGGCUUCUUGCUGCAGGUCAACAACGGAGAGCAGUGGUGUAACCGCUGGAAACAUCCCAAUGAUGACUCGGACCGCAGCACCAGCCCCUCGGUGCUGCGCUGUGUUGCCAGCACGUGGAAGGAAGGCCUGCUGAACAGAAAGAGGCCCUUUGUGGGCCGUUGCUGUCACUCCUGUACACCGCAGAGCUGGGACAAACUGUUCAACUCCAGUAUUCCAUCUCUGGGACUGCGCAACGUCAUCUACAUUAAUGAGACACACACCAGACAGCGGGGCUGGCUGGCGCGCAGGUUAAGUUAUGUGCUGUUUGUCAUGGAGAGAGAUGUCAACAAGGACAUGUUCACCAGGAACGUAGUGGACAACGUGCUCAACAACAGCAGAGUGGAGAGUGCUAUUGUGACGGUAGCCACAGAUUUGGAUGCUGCAGCCAGCCAGCCUGGCCAGGAGCACAAAGCCAUCAGUAAAGUCAAGCAGAAAGCCAGGGCCUUCCUUCAGGAGAUGGUGGCCAACAUUUCCCCAUCCUUUAUCAGGCUGACAGGGUGGGUCCUCCUAAGGCUCUUUAAUGGUUUCUUCUGGAGCAUCCAGAUCCACAAGGGCCAGCUGGAAAUGGUCAAGAAAGCUGCUACGGAGCAAAAUGUGCCCAUGGUCUUCCUUCCUGUUCACAAAUCCCACAUUGACUACCUGCUCAUCACCUUGAUCCUGUUCUGUCACAACAUCAAAGCUCCACACAUCGCUGCUGGAAACAACCUAAGCAUCCCUAUCCUCAGCACCCUUAUCCGUAAACUUGGAGGAUUCUUCAUACGACGCAGAAUGGAGGAGACGGGGGAUGGAAAGAAAGACAUUUUGUACAGAUCACUCUUACAUGCAUAUACAGAGGAGUUGUUGCGUCAGCAGCAGUUUUUGGAGGUCUACCUAGAGGGUACCCGCUCCCGCAGCGGUAAGCCGUCUACAGCGCGUGCAGGCAUGCUGUCCAUCGUGGUGGACACAAUGUGCACUGGGUCGAUUGCAGACGUACUGGUGGUGCCAGUUGGCAUCUCUUAUGACCGUAUUCUUGAGGGAAACUACAAUAGCGAGCAGCUGGGCAAACCUAAGAAGAAUGAGAGUUUGUGGGGAAUAGCAUGUGGAGUGUUUAGGAUGCUGAGGAAGAACUACGGUUGCGUCAGAGUUGACUUCAACCAGCCCUUCUCCCUAAAGGAGUACAUGGACUCCCAGAGAAGCCGCCAUAUUCCACCACAAGUGUCCCUGGAGCACACCUUGAUGCCCAUCAUUAUUUCUGCACAACCUGAUGCUCAGCUGUUUGAGAGGCAGGAGGAGGAGGAGGAGGAGGAGGAGCAGCAGCUGAACAGAGAGCUGCCCGAUGACAUCUCAAGGCGACAACUUAUCAACAACCUGGCCAAGCACGUCCUCUUCACGGCUAAUAAGUCAUCAGCGAUCAUGUCUACCCACAUCGUAGCCUGUCUGCUGCUGUACAGACACAGACAGGGGGUGGUGCUGUCCAAGCUGGUGGAAGACUUCUUCAACAUGAAGGAGGAGAUCCUGUCUCGGGACUUUGAUCUGGGCUUUUCGGGGAACUCGGAGGAUGUGGUCAUGCGUGCCCUCCACUUGCUGGGAAACUGCGUCAAUGUGACCAGCAGUUCAAAUCGCAACGGAGAGUUCACCAUCGCACCCAGCCAAACUGUACCAGCUCUUUUCGAGCUCAACUUCUACAGCAAUUGCCUUUUCCAUGUCUUCAUUUCUGAUGCAAUCAUUGCCUGCAGCAUCCUGUCACUGCAGCGAGAGCUGGUAGCAGAAUCCGAGUCUGACCACCCACCCGAUGGUCCGAGUAGCCUCCCUCUCAGUCAGGAGAGACUCAUCCGCAAGGCCGCCGGGCUCUCGCACUUCCUUGUGAAUGAGGUGACAGUGGCACCACCCUGUCAGACUAUUUACCAGGUUUUUCAUGAUGCAGUGACCCGGCUGAUCCAGUAUGGCGUUCUCUACGUAGCAGAGGAGGACCAAGAGGAACUGAGUCCCAGCCCCACAGAGGAACCUUGGCCCAAAAAGUUCCCUGAGCCCCUUUCCUGGAGAAGCGAUGAGGAGGACGAGGACAGUGACUUUGGAGAGGAGCAGAGAGAUCGCUACCUAAAGGUGAGCGUUUCCACAGAGCACCAGGAGUUCUUCGUCUUCCUACAGAGACUUGUCAGCCCGGUGCUGGAGGCCUACAGCGGCGCUGCCAUCUUUGUCCACAGUCUGAGUCAGCCCAUGGCUGAGUCCGACUACACCCAGAGGCUCUUCAGAUACCUGCUCACCCGCACAGAGAGAGGAGUGGCUGCUUAUGGUGAAAGUGCAACUCAUUACCUGGUUAAGAACACCGUGAGGACAUUCAAAGAGCUUGGGGUCCUGAAGCAGAGAAGAGAGAACGAGGUGACAACUCUGGAGCUGAGCAGCACCUUUCUACCUCAGGCCAAUCGGAACAAACUCCUGCAGUACAUCUUAGGUUUCACCCUGCUGUGACCGACAAACCCUUCAGCCCAGCUCAGAUCCCAGGCUCCUUCCAAUAAAGGGCUUCUACUGGUUACUUCUAAACAAUCCCAGGUGCUACUCUGUGGAAAGCUUUACCAGGAAGUGCCUUCACGUAACAGCCGCUAACUGUUAGCUGUUAGCCGGAAGAGACUUGAAGCCAGUCUUCCCUUUUUGUUCCAGUCUAUGACUCCCGGUCUUAGAACUGUGCAGCUGAUAAAACACGUGUAUCAUUCUUUGAAGAGGUACCUCUAGGGAUCAUCUGAUCUUUGUGAACUUUGCCAGUGAAGUCAUGAGGUUUUAAUAUGAUCAACAUUUUAAACGAUCAGAAAAUGUACUCAAGCAGGUUAGUAAAUAAGAAUCACUUUUACAGCAAUCUGAACAAAGCAAGCUGCCUUUCGUCUAUACAAGUUAACAAGCAAAAUAUGCAUUGAAAAUAAUGGUAAACAUAAUCCACAACAAAAGCAUUUUUAUGUUAUACACUCCACAAUCAUACAGUAGAAAACAUGUCAAAAUGUAGUUUGAUGAAAUGCUAAUUUUUAAAACAAAUCCCUGUUCAUAGGCCAGAAGACUCAUGUGUAGUGCAUUCAAAUACAUGCACUCUAGUGUUGUGGAAUUUAAAAAUGUAAUACCUUUUCUAUCUAAUGAACAGUAGAUCAAAUAAGAUUUGUCCCUGCAAAAUGCGUACAUAUCCAAAUUUUCAUUUGCAAAACUAAAUGUCAAAAUCUAAUCCUUUAUAAACAGCUUUGAUCAGUUAUACUUCACACUUCAGCAAAUCAGUUUGGCUGUGCAAAAAUAUCUACGUGGCAAACACAAAAUGUACCUGUUGAAAGUCCAUUGCAGUCAAAGCCUAAAAUCUCAAGCAUCUAUAGUUAAGUGCAUUCAAACCACUAAUAUCUAAGUGCAUUCAGUUACACUUUCGUCAUGGGUUUUGAUGAAAAGUGACUUUGAUCUCUGUGUUUGCGUAACACCUUUUUCACUUCUCAAUGAAUGUUACACAGCACUUAAAGUAGUUAAAUACCAGGCAUUACAUCCACGUACGUUCAAAUGCAACAAGCUCAGAACUCUUUGGUCAUGCCUUUCAGGGAAAGCAGAGAUUUGGGAACGCCACCAUUUUGUCCUGUAUUAUAAACACACUGUAUAAUGAAAGCCGUUCUCAGCGUCACUGCUCUAAUGGUUGGGCAUACUUAAAACAGGAACUGCAUAGUGUGGUAAAAAAUAAAUGGUACAUAUCCACUGUGUAGCUGAUUUAAUGAAAGGUCAUGUGUUUACUUUUAAAUGUAUGAUGACUGAAAAUGAAAUAAUAUUCCUUAACUGUCAGGUUUACCUAUUCUUUAUUGUUGUUGGUUCAAUGCUUCAUUUCAAAGUUUCAGCACCACUGUCUUAAUUCACAAAACACAGUCUGGGAACUUUCCGUAAACACACUUUAAACUACCAGAAAGUAGAUCCUGAUAAUUCCACAAUGCAUGUGUCAAAAAAAAAAAAAAAAUGGUGUCAGGCAGGUUGGGAAUAAAAAUUCUGGUAACCGAAUGUGUUGAUCAUGAAAAUCAAAAACAGACAAACUACCAAAAUAAAACGAGUGAAAUUUAAAAGCUGAUAGUUGAACCUCACUGCACAGUUCAUGUGCAUUUAUCUGCAGAACCUUUCCCAGUUUUUAUUUUUACUAUAAAAUGACAUGAAGGUCUGGUCGUAUGUGUGUUAUACUGAAUCUGAAUACAUUUUGCAUUGAACAUAAAUGUACAACAUCUAAGUUAAUGUUUGUGUAUGAGUGCACACCAACUGAAAAAGUGUGUGUUUGGAAGGGCAGAGUAGGUUUGAUGAAUCUUUGGGAUUAUUAGAAGGAAUGCUAACAAUAUUUUCUCAGAUUGAUAAUGUGAAGACUGUUUGAAUGUUAGAAAUCAACAUUCUUGAUCUGUCAGGGCAAUAAAAUUAAAUACAAAUCGGGUUACUGAUGGUAUACAUUUAAAUUAAUAUUUAUACUGAAAGACUUGUUGACAGUGAUCAACAACACUGCUUGUUACAGUUAAUAUAAAUGCUAUGUUUGCUUUAUUUAAUAUUAGAAACCUGCAUAUUGUCAUGCAAUUUUUCAAAUCUGUGUAAGAAAUAUCCUUGAAAUGAAAACUGAACGACAACCACAGCAUGUUGAAGAACAGAAAAGUAUGUCUUUUAAAUGGCAAUGUGAUCAGUGUGAUUUGAUUUACAUUCAAAGCAUUUCUGAGCCCACAAAUAAGUCCCCAAGCUGAGGAACCCCUCCGCCAAGAUAAAAACCACUCUACAUACUGUACUGCAUGUUUCCUCUGGUCGCCUUUAAUCAUCGACAUUUUAAUGUGAACUCUACUUAACCUGAGAAUUGUAUUUUACAAUAUAGUGUGUGAAUUUUGUUGCCGAGAAAGAUAGUUUGUAUAGGAGCUAAAGUUAAACUUGUUACCUCUUGAAUGUAUCUCAUCUGUCCUCAAAAAGGUCAAUGUGAUAUUGUAGAGUACUCGAUGGAGUCGGUACGGACAUGAUACAGUUUUUAAUGAAAUGUGAUUAUUGUUGAGACUCAUUGCUACUGAAUCUGCAUUAACAACAUCCCUCUACAACUAUGUAACUUUGUAGGAUUUAAAAAAAAAAAAAAAAAAAAAAAAGCCUGUAUCUGGGGAGCAGGUGCCUUUUUAAUGCACUGUAGUGGUCUUUGGUUGUGUUUUUGUGCAUGUUAACAAAAAUGAUUUUGUGUGGAAAUCCAAAAGAACACUGUAGAUUGUAACUUCGAAAAAACAACACGAGCAGAGAACUUGUGGUUACUGUAAGAAGAAUCACCAGCUACUAAAAACAAGUGUCACCUUUUUUGUUGCUUUCUCAGAGCAAAGCACAAUUAGCAUCAUUAGAUUUUGUUUUUAAAUAAAUUAAUGAUAGAUUAACAACA